UCCGCCGCCGCGCGGCCUCUCCGGCAAUGGGGGCGUCUGAGCCCCCCAACUUCUCGUGGGUGGCAGAAGGGCGGCUGGCAGGCCUGGCCAUGCCGCGGGAGCCAGGGCACUACCGGUUCUUGCUGGGCCAGGGCGUGCGGCACCUGGUGUCGCUGUCAGAGCGGGCGCCCCUGCACCACGGCUGCUGCCCCGCCAUCCGGCUCCACCGCCUCCGCGUGCCUGACUUCAGCCCCCCGACGCCCGGGCAGAUCCAGAGCUUCUUGCAGGUGGUGGAGGAGGCCAACGCCCGCGGGGAGGCUGUGGCGGUGCACUGCAUGCUGGGACACGGCCGGACGGGCACCAUGCUGGCCUGCUACCUGGCGAAGGCGCAGAAGAUGAGUGGCAGCGAUGCCAUCCGUGAGAUCCGACGCCUGCGGCCUGGCUCCAUCGAGACGCGGGAGCAGGAGCAAGCUGUAAUCCAGUUCUGCCAGCACAUGUGUGCUGGAGAGGACAGCGAGGAGGCGUGAGCAUGACCAUCUCCGCAGGGAAGCGUGUGCUGGAUGGGUUCAAUGGAGACGGUCACUCUGAAAUGGUGGGGGGCCUUUCCCAGUCCCAAGGCACUGCCGUCUGUCCCCUCACGCAUUAAAGGA
Molecule: messenger RNA, 629 nt
Organism: Gavia stellata (red-throated loon)
Lineage: Eukaryota; Metazoa; Chordata; Aves; Gaviiformes; Gaviidae
Gene: DUSP23
Product: dual specificity phosphatase 23
Exons: 4
Coding region: 27-506 (159 amino acids)
Biological process (GO): protein dephosphorylation; cilium assembly
Molecular function (GO): protein tyrosine/serine/threonine phosphatase activity
Source: RefSeq, a predicted model, not a curated record